AUGUCUUUCAGCUCAACGGUGACAAGUAUCCAAAUUCCGUCGACUCAUCUGGCAUCGUCUGGUAGAGAAAUAGCACUGAGAAAACACUUGGAGAUCCAGAAAGUGCUUCACUCUCCUGCAUAUUAUUUCUCUGCCAAGAGACAUUCAUCUUAUGUAAGCUCAGACGAUGAUUUGACGAAUGCAAACGUCCGAGAAACCAGAAGCCGGAGCAGAAAUUUAGUCGCAAAAAGUCCCUCGAAAUCUCAAAAACUGGAAGAUCCAAAGACUCCGAGAGAAGCAGGCAUAAUUGUUAAAUUUCGCAGGUCGACGGAGCAGAGCCAGUACAAAUGUGAGAUUGCCGAGCGCAGAGCGUCGUUGAGAAACAAUGUGAACACACCGUUAAGGUACCGAGGCUCAGUAACUCCUGACAAAAGCACUCCCAAGAAGAAAGUCAGUCCGAAAUAUAAAACUAGAUCUGCUGUUACGUCAAACGUUACUGAAAGAUUUUCCAGUCUGAAAAUCACCGAGGACAAAGAAAAUGAGUCUGGUGAUUCUGACGACAGUUUGAAGAUGUUUGAUCUGAAACCAGCUUAUGGAAAAAACAAAGCUCGCUUGAUUACGACCAACGAGAUUCAAAAAGCUCUGGAAGAAGUUGAGACACCGCGGCUUACAGAAUUAAGGACCCCGGUGAAAAAAGCUCCUGCAACUCCGAAAAGACUGAAGAGAAUCGUUGAAGAGUCAACGCCUCGGCGUACCUCCAAGACUCUGUUGACUCCAAGGUCGGUCAAGACUCCAAAUACUCAGAAAGGAGUGACUAAAGCUCCAGCGACUCCCAAAGGAACGCCCAGGAGUUUGAAGUUCCUGACACCGUCCAUGAAGUCCAGAAGCGCCGGACCCGCGAAACCUGUUACUGUCUUGGAGAAAGCUCGAGCGCAAUUGCAUGUUUCGGCGGUUCCGAAGAGUUUGCCCUGUAGAGAUCAAGAGUUUAAUGAUAUUUUUGAAAAACUAACUCACGACAACCGCCUUCCACCAUUCGAGUGCGUAGAAAUAAACGGAAUGAAACUUUCAGAACCUAGACAAGCAUACGUCCAAAUCCAGAAGCAAUUGACCGGCAAAACAACGCUUUGGGAAGAAGCCCAGAAGGCUCUAGACAAAAGAUUUACCGGAAAAGACUCCAAGAACUCGAAAGAUUGCAUCACCCUGCUGGUGAUCGACGAGCUGGAUGUCCUGUGUAACAAGAGACAGGAUGUGGUCUACAACCUCCUGAACUGGCCCUCUCAGCCGACAGCGCAGUUGGUCGUGAUCACGAUCGCGAACACCAUGGACCUUCCGGAGCGCGUGCUGAUGAGUCGCGUAACCUCAAGAUUGGGUCUAACGCGGCUGACCUUCCAGCCGUAUAACUUCAAGCAGCUCCACGAGAUCGUGAUAACCAGGCUGAACGAAUCUGACGCGUUCAAGAGCGACGCGAUCCAGCUGGUCGCCAGGAAGGUAGCCGCCGUUUCUGGAGACGCCAGACGCGCGUUAGACAUUUGCAGACGCGCGACUGAAAUUGCCGAGCACCAGGAUUCUAAAGUCGUGGGUAUUUCGCACGUAAAUGAAGCGCUCACCGAGAUGAUUGCCAGUGUUAAAGUACGUGCUAUCAAACAAUGCUCGGAAAUGGAACGUGUUUUUCUCCAGGCUGUUUGCGCCGAAAUCACGCGUACUGGAGUUGAAGAAACAACUUUUAUUAAUGUUUAUAAACAACUUGAUGCUUUGUGCUCCUUUGAAGGUGUUACCAGUCCUAAUAUAACUCAGGCUCUGGGGAUCUGCAACCGACUGAGUGCCUUUAGAUUGAUUAUUUGCGAUGAGCCAAGGUGCGAUAUCCUCCAGAGAAUUUUUCUCAACGUUUCUAGCGAUGACUUUGAAAAAAAAGUUUUAAAAUUACACGAGGAAGGAAAUUAUGAAAAAAUAAUUGAAUUGAGCGGUUCCGUGAAGUGCGAUGAAGCGCAAAGGCUUUCGUGGUUCUGGCCGACAUUUAAUGAUUUGCAGUGGAUUCGGAAUUUAUUAGAUAAUUUUAAGUGUAAGGGAAUUGUAAGUGUCGGUUGUGGGACUGGCCUUUUGGAAUGGAUUAUUCAACAAUAUUUAAAUUGCAACGUAAUUGGAAUAGAAGUUGACAAAUCGUGGUGGCAGAGUAAAUAUUCACCGUCAUUUUAUUUAAACAAGAUAAUAUUUACCUCGAAAAAUAGUCCUGUAAAUAUUCCCGCGGAGUACGCGGUUUUAUUUUGCUACUUCAAUAACAGCGAGGCAUUUAAAAGCUACCUCACUGACUAUCCGGGGCAUUUGGUGGUGGUGAUUGGUCCCGAGGAGGGCAAAAAUCGGCACACGGACCCUCGGCCGUUCGACAAAAAAUUCUCAAAGAUGGGAUGGAAAUUGCACGCCUCAAAAAAACUUGACAAUGGAAUCGAUUGCAUCGCAGCUUACGAAGAAGUAAAAAAGUUAUCAAGCGAAGAAAUUGUUAUCAGUGACUAG
Molecule: messenger RNA, 2487 nt
Organism: Cotesia congregata
Lineage: Eukaryota; Metazoa; Arthropoda; Insecta; Hymenoptera; Braconidae
Source: the annotation of a GenBank genome assembly